CAUCAGUAAGCAAAUCCCCAGGCAGAGCUGCAGCUCCCAGCUCGGGCCACUGCAGCUCCCUGAAAUCUGUCUCACCUUCCUGGCUGUUUUCUUGCAGUUCCGUGAAGAGCCCAAGCCUGGAGACCUGAUUGAGAUUUUACACAUCGGCUACUCGCACUGGGCCCUCUAUGAGGGCAAUGGUUAUGUGAUCCACCUGGCUCCCCCAGGGAAGAACUCUGAGGCUGGUGCCCCCACCGGCUUAGGGGAGGUGAAAAGGCAGCUCCUGGUGGAAGUGGUGGGAAACUGCUCCUAUAAGGUCAACAACCACUUGGACCACCUGUACAAACCACGGCCCAUAGAGGAGAUGCUCAGAUCUGGGAAGGAGAUGGUUGGUAAGGAGAUGGAGUACAGUGCUCUGAGCAGGAACUGUGAGCGCUUUGUCACGGAUCUGAGGUACGGCAAGGCCCGCAGCCGGAAGUUUCAUGCAGAGCCCAAGCCUGGAGACCUGAUUGAGAUUUCCCGCAUUGGCUCCUCGCACUGGGCCCUCUAUGUGGGCGAUGGUUAUGUGAUCCACCUGGCUCCCCCAGGGGAGAACUCUGAGGCUGGCGCCCCCACCGGCUUAGGGGAGGUGAAAAGGCAACUCCUGGUGGAGGUUUUAGAAAACUGCUCCUUUAAGGUCAACAACCACUUGGACCACCUGUACAAACCACGGCCCGUACAUGAGAUGCUCAGAUCUGCGAAGGAGAUGGUUGGUAAGGAGAUGGAGUACAGUGUUCUGAGAAGGAACUGUGAGCACUUUGUCACCGAUCUGAGAUAUGGCAAGGCCUGCAGUCGGAAGAUUCGUGCAGAGCCCAAGCCUGGAGACCUGAUUGAGAUUUCCCGCAUCGGCUCCUCGCACUGGGCCCUCUAUGAGGGCAAUGGUUAUGUGAUCCACCUGGCUCCCCCAGGGGAGAACUCUGAGGCUGGCGCCCCCACCGGCUUAGGGGAGGUGAAAAGGCAGCUCCUGGUGGAAGUGGUAGGCAACUGCUUCUAUAAGGUCAACAACCACUUGGACCACCUGUACAAACCACGGCCCAUAAAGGAGAUGCUCAGAUCUGGGAAGGAGAUGGUUGGCAAGGAGAUGGAGUACAGUGAUCUGAGCAGGAACUGUGAGCGCUUGGUCAUCAAUAUGAGAUACGGGAAGUCCCGCAGCCGGCAGUUUCGUGAAGAGCCCAAGCCUGGAGACCUGAUUGAGAUUUCCCGCAUCGGCUCCUCGCACUGGGUCCUCUAUAUGGGCGAGGGUGAUGUGAUCCACCUGGCUCCCCCAGGGGAGAACUCUGAGGCUGGCGCCCCCACUGGCUUAGGGGUGGUGAGAUGGCAGCUCCUGGUGGAAGUGGUGGGAAACUGCUCCUUUAAGGUCAACAACUACUUGGACCACCUGUACAAACCAUGGCCCAUAAAGAAGAUCGUCGAAUUUGGGAACUGGUUGGUUGGUAAGAACAUGAAGCACCCGGUUCUGAGCAGGAACUGUGAGCACUUUGUCACGGAUCUGAGAUACGGCAAUGCCCAUGACCUGCAGUUGGUUGAAGAUCCCAGGCCUGGAGACAUGAUUGAGAUCUCUCACAGGCUCUACCGUGACUGGGCGCUCUAUGUGGGCGAUGGUUAUGUGAUCCAUCUGACUGCUCCAGGUGAAUCGUGCAGUAUUGGGCCCUUCAACAUGCCUAUGUUUCUGAGUGGCAGGGCUGAGGUCACAAAAGAGCCCCUGCAGAAGGCGGCUGCCGGCUGUUCCUACAAGGUCAACAAUCACUUGGACCAUAAGUACAGACCCCGGCCUGUGCAUGAGAUCAUCACUUCUGCCAAGGAGAUGAUUGGUAACCCGAAGACCUACUUAGUUCUUCGUGAAAAUAGCGAACGCUUUGUCGCUGAUCUGAGAUAUGGCUUGCUCCGCCGUGAGUUGUCAAGCGAGGACCCAAUACCUGGAGACCUGAUUCAAAUUGGAGAUGUUUACAAGCACUGGGCUAUCUAUGUGGGAGACGGUUUUGUGAUUCAUGUGAAAUCAGGUAAAGAUGGAUUACUUGUUUAA
Messenger RNA from Myotis davidii, 2041 nucleotides. RefSeq lists its product as uncharacterized. The coding region runs from base 344 to 2041 and encodes 565 amino acids. Gene Ontology annotation, molecular function: glycerophospholipid phospholipase A1 activity; A2-type glycerophospholipase activity. Gene Ontology annotation, biological process: N-acylphosphatidylethanolamine metabolic process. The transcript has 11 exons. NCBI's taxonomy places the organism in Eukaryota, Metazoa, Chordata, Mammalia, Chiroptera, Vespertilionidae. The record is from RefSeq and is a predicted model, not a curated record. Gene Ontology annotation, cellular component: cytoplasm.